CCAUAAAUGAACCAAAAGGCACGAGAGAGAAAAUGAGGAGAGAGAAAGAAAGAGUGUUUCAAACUUUCAGUGAGUGUGAAGCCAAAAAGGCCGAUACCAGCAGACAGUACGAAUACGUUCUCUUUAAGACGGGAAAUAAGAGAGGACAGCAAUUAAGCUUCUCCAUCACUGUGAAGCAACCGGUCUCCGUUCCUCUCUCUCUCUCCUCUUUCUCACACACUCUCUUCCGCUCGAUCGAGCUUCUCCGAUCCUUCAAGGCCUCUCUAGAAGGGUGGUGGGAAUCCUGUACAGCUCUCCCUUUCCCCCUUACUCUGCUCCUCAUAGUUGCUGCAGGUGUACAGCAAACCCAACACGCCGCCGUUUUUGUGAUGGAGUUGUACGGACGAAGCCCCGCCAGAAACGGGUCGAACCAGGAAUGGAGCCCCGCAGCCGGAGAGACCGGCCUCGAAGAGCAAAUGUGGCAAUUGGGGCUGACGAGCAGCGAAUCGUACCCGGAGAGACUCGGCGUGCCCAACUGUGUCUACUACAUGCGAACUGGGUUCUGUGGAUACGGUGGUCGGUGCCGGUACAGCCAUCCUCGAGAUCGUGCUGCGGUUGUGGCAACUGUAAGAGCUACAGGGGAUUACCCAGAGAGAGUGGGGGAACCUGUAUGUCAGUAUUAUUUAAAGACUGGGACCUGUAAAUUUGGUGCGUCCUGCAAGUACCACCAUCCAAAACAUGGAGCUGGAUCCUUAAACCGAGCUCCCCUAAAUAUUUAUGGAUACCCAUUACGACCGGGCGAGAAUGAAUGCUCCUACUAUUUGAAAACGGGGCAAUGCAAAUUUGGCAUAACCUGUAAAUUCCAUCAUCCACACCCUGCUGGAACAACAAUACCGGCUUCUGCACCCCAAUUUUAUCCGUCGGUGCAGUCUCCUGUUCCUUUGGCAGAACAGUAUGGGGGGGCAUCCACCAGUUUGAGGGUGGCUAGGCCUCCACUAUUAACUGGAUCAUAUGUGCAAGGGACUUACGGUCCUGUCUUGAUUCCUCCUGGAGUUGUUCCGAUUCAGGGUUGGAGUCCGUAUUCGGCACCUCUUAGUCCUGUACCAUCUCCUGGAGCUCAACCCACAGUUGGAGCAACUUCUUUAUACGGAGUAACACAGCUAUCUUCUCCAACACACGGACUUGCAAGCCCUUAUACCUCCAUACCCUCUUCUGUUGGUCCUUCUAGCAGCAACCCGAGUGAACAAGUUUUCCCAGAGAGGCCUGGCGAACUUGAAUGCCAGUACUAUCUGAAAACUGGGGACUGUAAAUAUGGACCAUCUUGUAGGUAUCAUCAUCCUCGGGAUCGAACUGUACCGGGAAUAACUUGUCUCCUUAGUCCGAUUGGUCUCCCACUCCGUCCGGGAGAGCCACCGUGUAGAUUCUACCUGAAAAAUGGUCAGUGCAUGUUUGGAUCUACAUGCAAAUUUGACCAUCCAGUGCAGACCAUGAGGUACAACCUCUCAGCUUCAUCUCUCGUUGAUAUGCCUGUUGUUCAAUAUCCGGUUGGGUCUCUGCUGGCCACCCUGGCUCCAUCAUCCUCAUCAUCGAAUCUCCGGCCCGAUUUACCUUCUUCUUCCGGGAACACCUCAAGUAGUUCAGGUGGAUUGAUUUUUUCACAGAGCGGUUCUGUUUCACUAUCUGAUGUGCAACUGUCCAGUCAGACUUCAUCUCCUUUAAGCAAUAGCAGAAGGGCGAGACCAGGUGGCGAGUUUCGUCGAUCAAUUUAAAGUAACACCCAAAGCCGCUCGUUCAUCAUCUCCAGGAGCGCUGUUCAUAUAGAUGUCGUCAGUAAAUGUGUAACGAGUCAAUUGUGCAAAGGGCGUCAUAUUUCGGUCCAUGAACCAAAUCUGUUUAUCCCACAGAGUAGUAGGAAAGGCACACACACUGUUGAUGCUUGUGUCGAUUCGAUAUCACAGCAAUCCAAUACAAAUUCCAAAUAAAGCUGCAGUAUUGAAAUUUCCCGUA
Pyrus x bretschneideri (Chinese white pear) is the source of this 1986-nucleotide messenger RNA. Its product is annotated as zinc finger CCCH domain-containing protein 32. The record is from RefSeq and is a predicted model, not a curated record. The transcript has 7 exons. Gene Ontology annotation, molecular function: mRNA binding; metal ion binding. Bases 33 to 1748 code for a protein of 571 amino acids. Lineage: Eukaryota; Viridiplantae; Streptophyta; Magnoliopsida; Rosales; Rosaceae.